This is a messenger RNA of Penicillium samsonianum, 1200 nucleotides long. Its product is annotated as RNA-DNA hybrid ribonuclease. Gene Ontology annotation, biological process: DNA replication, removal of RNA primer. Gene Ontology annotation, molecular function: RNA-DNA hybrid ribonuclease activity; nucleic acid binding. The record is from RefSeq and is a predicted model, not a curated record. Lineage: Eukaryota; Fungi; Ascomycota; Eurotiomycetes; Eurotiales; Aspergillaceae. Bases 1 to 1200 code for a protein of 399 amino acids. The transcript is spliced from 3 exons.
AUGAAUAAGACCACACCCUCGCCAAGCCCCGUCCCCAAAGCUUCACCAGGCUCGAAACCAUCUCCCUCGCCGACCGCAGGCACAAAGCGCAAGAGAAAUUCCCCGGCCAAAUAUUAUGCCGUCAAGGCGGGUCACAAACCGGGUAUCUACUAUGGGUGGAAUGACUGUCUGGCUCAAAUAACGGGAUUCAAGGGAGCAAUUUUCCAAUCGUUUCCCUCACAAGAAGCAGCCAACGCGUUUCUGAACGGUACCAAGCUCCCAGCCGAAUCGCAGAGCUCAGAGAACACACGAUUCUAUGGAAUCCAAAGGGGCCGGGUUACUGGAGUAUACACAGACUGGACAACGGCACAGGAGCAGAUUCGUGGGUUUCCGCGACCUCGAUAUCGCAAGUUCUCCACCCGCGAAGAGGCAGAGGAUUUUGUACGGGAAGGACAGACCCAGCCCCCCGUCGGGUUCGGCGUGGCAACUGGGCCUUCUGGGCCUCAUGGGAUAACGAUAGAGAAACCAAAAGACGCAGAAGGGGUCGAGUUUGCGCCAGGUGAUGGCCCAUUGCCGACAGGAGCUGAGGAUGGGUUUGACCCCAACGUCCUCUUAGACCCAGCCACUGGCAAGGUGGUGUACAAGACCGCCCCCCAAAUGGCAGCGACAAAAACACAAUCAACAGGUAUCCCAGGGAUGCUCCGGAUAUACACCGAUGGGAGUUCAUUACGGAAUGGUACCCCAUUAGCAUCGGCCGGGGUAGGGGUAUACUUCGGGCCUGGCGAUUCAAGCAGAAACGUAUCGGAGCCACUAAAAGGCAGUCGUCAAACGAACCAGCGCGCUGAAUUGACCGCGAUCCUUCGGGCGAUUGAUAUUGCCCCCCGGCACCGAGAUGUAACCAUAAUCACCGACAGCCGAUAUUCGAUUGACUGUGUUACCGUAUGGUUUAUUAACUGGCGUCGUAACAAUUGGAUGACCCGGGACAAGAAGCCGGUUGAGAACAAGGAUCUGGUUGAGUCGAUUCUGAUCAAAAUCGAGGAACGCAAUGACCUUAAGGUGAAGACCUUGUUUGAAUGGGUUAAAGGUCAUAAUAAAGACCCCGGCAACGAAGAGGCCGAUAAAUUAGCCGUCAAUGGAGCCCAAAGGGGGGUGUCUGCUAAGACAGAUGCACUGCAUGUGGCCCAAGAGGUGCCUGAUGAAUUGUUUGAUGAAGAUUUUUAG